Bacillus rossius redtenbacheri is the source of this 5715-nucleotide messenger RNA. It is a transcript of the gene brun, whose product is annotated as protein brunelleschi. The record is from RefSeq and is a predicted model, not a curated record. Gene Ontology annotation, cellular component: trans-Golgi network. NCBI's taxonomy places the organism in Eukaryota, Metazoa, Arthropoda, Insecta, Phasmatodea, Bacillidae. The coding region runs from base 127 to 3765 and encodes 1212 amino acids. The transcript is spliced from 21 exons.
CUAGCCCAACUACUCUUUAUUCUAUGAGCUAGCCAAAGGUGGACUGUGAUGUAGGUUAUGGUUUAUGGUCGAAAAUCAUAACAUGUGUCAUAAGUGGUUUGGUAAAUUUGCCAUUAAUGGUUUGUGAUGAGAUCAUCGGUGAGUGUGAUCCUGUCGAGCCCAGUUCCUGACAGCAACAUGUCACACCCAGACUACGAGCAGACGGCUCAUGACCACGCUGCUUUGUUGGUGCUCCUCAAGCUAACUGGUGAACAAAGUAAGCAGAAGAACCUGGGACGCAUACUGGACAGAGUGGCCCGUGUAAACCAGGCAAAAGUGACGGAUUGUGUGGGGGUGGUUCGUGACGUAUCGGCCCGCUACAUCCGUGACUACCCAGUGGAGAACAACGACUGGGGAGACUACCAGACCCACCGGCGUCUGCUGGGGCUCAUCACGAUCGGGAAGUACGAGAACCAGACGGAGCUGAACGAGCUGUGCCGUGUCCACGAGUCGCUGAAGGUGAAGUACUCGUCCACGCUGUACGACUCGCGGUGCGUGCUGCUCGGCCCCGGUGACAGCGAGCCCAGCAGCUUCCCCACCCCUUCCAACUUCAAGGCACGCGCACUGCGCUACCAUGACGGGGAGGCGUGCGCGGGAAUGGAGGCGCAGAUCUCGGAGUUCCUCUCGUCGCUCUUCUGGGUGCUGGAGUCAAAGAGGCUGGAGAGGAGCCGCGAGAAAGUGGAGAAGGUGAGCCUGCUGCUGGCGCCCUUCGAGAAGAAGGAUAUAGUGGGUCUGGACCUGGAGUCCCGUGCGAACCGCAAGCGCUGCGUGGGGCGCAUGACCAAGCAUCUCGGCGACCUGUCGCUGCAGGCGGGCCUCCCGGCCGACGCCCUCGCCUACUACACGUCCGCCGCGGAGGUCCUGAAGGCCGUCGGCGACUGGCUGUGGCUGGGCGGGGCCUGCGAGGGUCUGUGCGCGGCCUCGGUGGUCGUGUUGUACCCCAACUGCGGCCGCAGCUACCCCCUGCAGAGGAACGCCUCGCUGCAGGAGGGCCGUCCGCGGGCCGGCUCUGUGGCCGCCCCUCCCGCCGUCGCCGUCCCUGCCCCCGCCCCCGCCCGGGAGGAGCCGGAGCCGAGCGGUGCGCUGUCGCCAGAUGAGAUCUCCAAGCGCUACAGAGAGGCCAUCAUCCACUACAGCAAGUACAAGAAUGCAGGCAUCGUGGAGAUGGAGGCGAGCUACAAGGCGGCGAGGGUGGCCGUGGACCAGGGCUGGACGCUUCAGGCCGCCUCCUUCCUCCAGAACGUUGUCUUCAUAGACGUCACUCUCACCGAGCUGGAGAAGGUGCAGCGCUUUACCAGCCUGGCAGACCUGUAUGGUCGCAUCGGCUUCCACCGCAAGGCGUCAUUCUGCCUGCGCCUGGCCGCCACCCGCUACGUGUCGGCACAGAACCCACAGCCCGACUGGGGCCAGUGCUACCAGCUCAUGCUGCAGGCGCUCUCCGGCCACAGCAUCUCGCUGGACCCCGCCGAGUUCACUAAAGGGGGGCGGGGCUGGCCCUGCCUGCAGGUGCAGCUGCUGCAGGAGCUGGUGGUGGCGGCACGCCGCUCCGGCCUGCCCGCCCUCGCCACGCGCCACGCCACCUUCCUGCUGCAGUGCCUGUGGGGGCGGCUGGGCUCCGCGGAGCGCCGGGACCUCGCCCUGCAGCUGCGCUCCCUGGCGGCGCAGUGCGAGGGCGCCCCCGUGCCGCUGGUGCUGCGGUCCGGCGCCGUCAUCCCGCCCGUCAACCUCACCGGCCUGCCGCACGUCAGGAGCUUCGUGCCUCAGAACCUGCCGCCGCAGCUUCGACCCAAGAAGAUAGUGGAGGCCCAGGAGGACUGCGGCCCGUUCCUCUUCACGCCGAUACACUUUGGGUCCCUGGAGCGCCGCAACAAGACCAGCAGCAGCAAACUGGACUUCUUGUGGGUGGAGGGAGAUCCAUGCGAGGUCACACUGGAACUGUUCAACCCUCUGCCUUUGGAGCUGAAGGUCUCCAACAUGAUGCUGCUGACGUGCGGAUGUGUGUUUGAGUCUCUGCCAUCGUCGCUCUCCCUGCCCCCGGAGUCGGGCCCACACUCGGUCACGCUCUCCGGCGUGCCCAAGGAGACAGGCGAGCUGCAGUUACAAGGCUACUCGACGCACACGCUCGGGGUGAAGUCUAACUGCCGCCUGCGGAGCAUGCCAGGCUUCUCACACCCACACUACACGGUGGAUGUCAUCCCAGCCUUGCCUCACAUGCAGGUGUCCACGUCAUUACCAAAACAACUGUCUCCCACAGAUACCACAUCUGGCAUUUCUCUGUAUGCUGGAGAGAGCGCGGAGGUGAGCGUGGUGCUGGCCAACGUGGGCGCCGAGCCGGUGGACUGGGUGGACGUCAGCCUGGACAGCCUCCAGCGCCAGGUGUUCCAGUGGAGCCAGGAGAACCUGCAGGCGCAACUGCCGCUGGCGCCGGCCGCCUCCGCCAGCCUCACCCUCUACCUGCGCUCCGUCCACGACUUCGUGCUGCCGGCGGCACCCUCGGAGCACGAUGCAAGCUGCAGCCCAGCUUAUGGUAGUUUGAUGUCUGGCCCGGGCUCCCUCCCGCUGAGUCUGGACCGGAAGACGGAUGCCACUCCAUCCAUCAGGUCGGGUAGCAGCGGCAGAUCUCACAGCAGCCUAGCUUCUUCACAGCUGCCUUUGACGAAGCUGUCUUCGCCCUCUGCCUCCAAGAUGCUGGAGGGCCAGUUGAAGCUGAGCUACUCCGGGGGAGCGGCCCACGAGAGUGGCUACUGCCGUGUCUGCACAACGUCCAUCACCAUAGAGAUGCUGCCUUCGGUGCAGAUCACUGGCUGGGACGUGCUGCCUGCCGAGACGAGCUCGCAGUUCUACCUGGUGCUGGACGUGGCCAACCUGACGUGUGAAGAGCUGGAGCUCCACUACACGCCCACCAAGUUCAUCCUGAUAGAAGCCCUGGAGUCGUGCCGCGUCCCGGUGCCGCUGGACCGCUGCCCCCUCUCCAAGCUGGCCAAGUUGUACCAGUGCGGGGACGCAGGGGCCGGGGAGAGCGACAGGGGGGAGCUGGAUGCCGUGUGCAGCGAGCACAUAGCCUCGCUGGUGGACCUGCGCUGGACCAUGCCCUCCUGCGGCCGGGAGGGGCGCAUCCCGCUGCGCGGCAUGACUCUCACCCCAGCCAUGCUCGACCUCGUCCGCAUGUCGCCGCUGCACUGGGUCGGGGUGCCGGUGUGCUGCAGACGUGAGCGUGGACCAGCAAGCGGUGAGGCCCCAGGAGGAUCUGACGGCAAGCGCGGGCCAGUGCGUGCAGCUGAGCGUGAGGGUGCGCAACUCGCUGGAGCGCACGCUGCUGCAGGUCGCCCUCCAGUUCCACUUCUACCAGGACGGCCAGGGCCACGCCGGCUUCGGCGAGCACCGCCUGGAGACCCGCCUGGCCACCGCCGGGCCUUCCAAGGUCAUCGUGCCCCAGCUGGAAGAGCAAGCCACCACCCAGCACAGUUGUUGCGUGGUGUUCUUCACGCCCGGACAGUACAAGGUCGACAUUCAGUGUUCCUCUCUGCUCAGCGAUGUUCGACACACGUGGAGGUUCAUACCCCCCGUCGCCUUCACUGUCGUCGAGUAGCCGCGUGCGUGAGUCGCCCCUCGCUCUUUGAACGUUUGCAGGCAUCUGCUUGCGAGGUUCAUUGUUUGUACUGUACCUGUACUUUGAUAGUUUUGUCGUUUUUUUCUGUGUACAGGCCCGUGUAUGUGUUAUAUUGAGGAAAAUUCCAAAAAGUUACACCUCACACUGUAUUAUGUGCCAUAGCAGUUGCAUGAUUUGGUUGUUUGAAUUCUGCGUGGGAUGUAAGCUCUACGUAGUUUCUCACUCUACAAAUGUGGCUUAAGAAAUUCUAUUUGCUUUUAAGAGCUCAAGAUCUUUGCUCUUUAUUUUGAAUCACAGACCAUUAAGUUAUGGGGGUUUGUGGCAAUGAACAUAUGUGUAUAUGUAUAUAGAUAACAAAAUUUUCUUCUUGAAGUAUAUUUUGUUGCUCUAACAUAGCAAUCUAUGGGGUCAUGCAUUUUGUGUUAGCAGUAUUCACUGAACGUGCUGAUAGUUUUGUACGAACAGUUUUCAAUAUAUGGAGAACAGGUGCACUUUUAAAAGCUUUGCACUCAGAGAGGUUUAAAUAUGGGUGAAUCAUGGUUUAAAUAGUGUAAAGCUUGUGAAUUGACUAUGAACAUCGUCAUUUACAUUUUUGUGUUGGCUUUCCCAUAAUGUGCAGCAUGACUGCUGAUUUUUCUGAGUUGGCAGAAACUCACAGCUGUAGAAUUUUUGAUGAUUACCAGGGGCUGGAAAAAUGAGCAUCUUGCUAUAAAUGCAUUUUUUUUGUUAAUUUACACUUUAGAGGCUAUUUUUUUUUUUUCUAAUUUCCAACAUAAAUGCAAUUUUAACUAAUUUUUUUAAUAAUAAUUUUUUUAAAAAUUACAGAGUUUAAAAUUAUUUUAAUUAAAGUCUGUCACAUAAGACUUAUCAGCACGUCAGUUCAUACACAAACACAACACAUCCACCACCUUUACCGAAGAUUGUCUCAUCUUGUAGAUGAAAAUUGUGUGGUUGGUUUAUAGGAUGAAAAGAAAACAGGCUACAGAUACACUAGUUUUCAUGACCAUCAUGAUUCGUUAUAUAAUAUUACCAUGUCUCCGUGAUGCAGCCAAGUUACAUGUAUUCAACAUAACUUCAAAAUAAUAAGCACCAUCCAAUAAAUCCAGUUGAUUUGUAAAUUAUUCUACAAAUUAAACAUGCAACUUAAAGUUUGUUUCAUAUUGACUACUAAUUUUUUUUAGUAAAAUAAUCAUUAAAUUUUUUUAAUGGUUUUAAUCCAAAAAUGCAUGAAAAAAAAUAUAUUUUUUUAAAUUAAAAAAUAAAUUAGAGGGUUAUUUGUAGAUAUUUGUAUACAUGGAUAUUUAGUAUACAAAAACUUAUAAAAUAAUAGAUGCUAAUUUCGGAGGAAAAAAGGCUAAUUAUUCCAGCCUCUGAUAAUUAUGGUUGUAUAAAAUUCUUUCUUCUGCCUUCCUACUGUUCACUCAAGUUCCUGGAUCAGUAAGUUUCAGAAGUCAGCUUUCAUGUAUUUUAAUUGAAAUUGGCCACCCAGAUUCUGUUUAACGAACCAAAAUCAUGAGAGUACAGAUUUUACUCCAAGAAGAUGUUCAACGUAAUUAGUAAUUACUCUGCAGUCUAGGAACUAUCUCCAGGGGUGAGUGAAGGUUUCACUUGGACUGUUUGUGGGACAGUUAUGUACUUGCAGAGUAAUUUUUUGGAAUGCAGCACUUGAUUACUUAACUGCUCUCACUGAGGCUUUCUGCUAUGUUCCAGAUACCUUUCUAAUUGUUAUCACUGUUGUUGAUUCAAUUGAUUUACUUUGUGCAUUCCUUUAUUUACAUAAAAAAAACUUUAAUCCAGGUUAUAAUAUAGUAAGAGUGUAUUCCCCAGAAUAUUGUGUGUGUUAUUUUCAGAGCUACUACUUUGAGAAUUACACUGUCUAUAACUUGUACAUAGGUAGUUAUAGGGUUCUGAAAACUUUUAAUUGACUCUUAUUUUGUUGUAUUUGUUGAAAUGGACUUUUCACUUACAUUUCAGUUUUAUAGGAAAUUGUAAUUUAUAUUGUACAGAAUUAUGUAUUUGUAUCAUAAUGUUAUACAAAUUUUGUUAUAAAUAUGCAAAAGAAUGUA